GCUCAGGUCCAUGACAGCGAUCGAACUGUCCAAAGACAGCACCAUGAACAUUCCGCAAGUCUCGCUAGACAUCUAUCUUAAAGAUCCAGACUCUACCGAAGCUCACAACGAAGCUGUCGGAGCUGCCGAAUCUCUGAUCCUCACGGGUGCUGUGGUCGUUAGGGAUUGUCGGGCGCCGAAAGAAGCCAACGAUAGGUUCAUCGAUUUAUUUGAGGAUUACUUUGCGCAGGAGAAGGAUGUGCUCAAGCAGGACGAGAGGCCUGAAAUAGGUUAUCAAGUGGGAGUCACGUUGGAGAACACUGAGAAGCCCAAGUGUGGAAGCGAUGAUGAAUGCCUGGCGGUGAUCUCUGCUCUGAAGGAGGAUCAAAGACCUUUAGAUAUCUCAGGCCACGGAGCAGAUCCCAAGUGCCGAUUCUUUCACCGCAUGUCGAUUCCGCCUCCAUCAGAUACGAUAUUCCCCGCAACAAGCGCUCCGAACGUUGUUCCUGAGGCUUUCAAGGAUGACUGGACGGAAAGGGUGACAGAAUGGGGAACGUUCAUGAAGCAAUCCGUGGAAGGUGUCGCGAUGAUGGUAGCCCAGGGACUGGGAUUACAUCGCAGGACAUUCAUCGACGCAGGCAAAUAUGGAUCACAUCUUCUCGCUCCAACUGCUACAGAUCUGACGAAAUACGGACAGCGCGAUACCAUCUUUGCCGGCUUCCAUACUGAUCUCAACUUCUUGACCAUUCACGGCCAAUCGAGAUACCCAGGACUACACGUCUGGGCCCGUAACGUUGGCGAAAAAAUCCCAGUCAAGAUACCCGAAGGCUGCUUGCUCGUUCAAGCUGGCAAGCAGCUCGAGUGGAUCACGGGUGGUUAUAUCAAGGCCGGUUACCAUGAAGUGGUGUGUACCGACGCGACAUUGGCUGCAAUGAAUCGUCGUAAAACUGCAUUUCCUCAACGACCUCUAAUCCGCAUAUCCUCGACCUUUUUCUGGCACCUGUCCCCGGACCAUCUACUUGUACCUAUACCUGGCUUGCAAGCUUGCGCAGAGGCACAAUUCGGACCCCAGAAAGAUUACGGCGAGAUGCUGGUUGGCAAUCAGGUACUUCAAGAACUCGGCUUGAUUGCAUUAUUCGAAGACAAGUGAUCAGUGAGACUAGAAGGCGUGUGGUCAAAGGCGACAUUCUGCAGCAACAAACACUCUGGAAUGUGUUUGACGUGUGCGAAUAGGCACAGUGUAAAUACCCCGAAUCCACAUGACAUUCUGCUCAUUUCUUCGAUGCCUAGAAGAGGCCGGGGGGGACUGGCAGAGGCCCAGGCACUGAGGUGCCGGCAGUAUAAAUGGACGAGAGACAGUAGGGACGGGAAGGCAAGAGAGGAAAGGGGAGACGAUUUUUGCUCUCAAGGUUCCCAAAUCACCUGAGGGCCGAUGAUCAGGUGGCCUGGGGUAGACCUACAAACCUCUUCAGCCAUUUUAGUGUUCCUCAGAGAGACACGUUGUGAUGCAUGUAUAUAGCUUU
This is a messenger RNA of Kockovaella imperatae, 1502 nucleotides long. RefSeq lists its product as hypothetical. The record is from RefSeq and is a predicted model, not a curated record. Bases 11 to 1129 code for a protein of 372 amino acids. Lineage: Eukaryota; Fungi; Basidiomycota; Tremellomycetes; Tremellales; Cuniculitremaceae. The transcript is spliced from 11 exons.